Messenger RNA from Symbiodinium natans, 1542 nucleotides. The record is from the annotation of a GenBank genome assembly. Lineage: Eukaryota; Dinophyceae; Suessiales; Symbiodiniaceae.
AUGGAGUCCAUCGGAGCUGAGUCAGAAGGCGACUGCCGCCAGAUCUUCGACGUUUGGUCCUGGAACUUCGACGCCGAGUUCGGCCAGCUGCUGGAGUUUCCGGGCUUCUUGCGGGAGGAGAAGCAGACUGCGAAACGCUCCGCAAGGUACGCAGCGCUGCGCCAGAACUGCGACAACCUCCGGCCGAUUCAGCUUGGCAUUUCCGUGGCGCAUCCAGAUGGAGCCCUUUGCGGGACCUGGUGCUUCAACCUUUCCUUUGAUGUUUACACAGAUCUCUACACAGAGGCCUCUGUGGCCUUCCUCACAGCUGCGGGGCUGGAUUUCCCCCGGCAUGCCGCGGAGGGCAUUGACCCGGCCAAGAUCGGAAGAAAGCUGCGAGCCUCUCCGCUGGUAGGCCAGCAAGGCUGCACGCACCGAUGGGUCACUUUCCAGGGAUGGUAUGACUUCGGGUACAUGCUCCGACUGUUGACCCACCGUCGCCUGCCUUCAGACUUUGCUGCCUUUGAGGAGCUUCGUGCCAGCUUCUUUCCUGACCGCUAUGAGCUUCGAGAUGAGCUGCCGAGAGGGUCCCUCGACAGCCUUCUCCGUGACUUCGGCGUGGAGCGCUAUGGAACACCACACACAGCGGGCAGCGACGCUCUGGCGACACUGGAGCUUUUCUUUGAGGUCACUCGGGAGGGUCCGAAGCGCUUCCUCUCGGCGGCCUCUGGGGGAAGCUCGGAAGCCUCCACAGCGGCUUCGGCAUCCUACAUGCUGGAGCAAGGCUACGGCUACAACCAGAGCAGCGGCUGGAACGAGGAGGUGGGGCACAUCGGCUCCGAUGCUACGAGUGGGUUCAAGCUGAAUGAGAUGGACCUGCAAGGCCAGCCACCUCUCCGCGAGAACGGCCACUGGAACGAGGGGACCUUCAUGUCCGUGGACGUCGCCGUUGCACCCCGGGCAUGGGAUGAGGCAGCCUCCAGUGCAGAAUGGCGAAUAUGGAACAACCCCCUCUGCCGUGAUCGUACAAACAGUGAUAAAGGCAAUAUCACAAAGUACAGCCGCCAGUGGCAGCUGCUCAGCACACCUGGACCUGGGUCCAUGCAGGCACAGCCCAUGGCCUGCCAGGCGCAGCCCAUGGCCUGCCAGGCGCAGCCUAUAGCCAUAGAGGUCAGACCGCUGCAGCCCAUCAGACCGGCAAUGCAGCCUCAGGACGACGCGCAGGCGGUCCUGGCAGCUGCGGGCGCGGGCAUGGCAGCUGCUUUGUUAGAGGACCCAGUGGAGCAGCAAACGCAGCAAGAGGCUGCGAUGUACAGCUUGCUCAUGACCGGUGGCCCGGAGCAGGCGGCCAACAUGCUUGCAGACUACAGCGGCUUCCCGUCGCAAGGGACGGUGCUGCGCUGGGCAGUCCCCGCGCCAGCCAAUGCGUGGCCAAGUGGACAAGCCAGCAUCGCCAGCAUGGACAACACCGUGCUCUCAGAGAUGGUUUUCGCGAGCCCGGCACCAACUUGCGUGCCAGCGUGGCUCGACCUGAGCCAGGCCAUCCACGUCAUCGCGGGCUAA